AUGGAUAGGAGAAUAGCCAAACUGGUAAAGGCUCAGCCAAUGAUCGGCUCCAAGAGGAUCAAGGAAGACCUUCACUUGACUGUGAGUACUGAUGCUAACAAGACACUGACACCUAUAACAGAGAACCAUCAGAACCCAAUUUAUCCAGAUGUGUGUCCUAGUUUGGUACAGAGAGCUCCCACAGCUCCUGCACUUCCUCCUGAUGGCUGCUCUGUUGUUGUGAGUGCUCAUAACAGCAGCACUGUCUAUGCUCCUGCAUUCAGUAAGAACUUCAUCAAUGGCCCUUUUGUUGUCAAUGUCAACACCAAUUCUGGAAAAGGUGAAUCGAUCCUGAAGAAAUUCCUGGAGACUCACAAAGCCAGUAUGAAGAGAAAAACUGAGUGUAUUUUUGAGGGAAAGAAAGAUGCAAAAAAUAAAAUACAGCUAAAGAAGGUGUACACACAGCUCUUCAUCACAGAAGGAGAACUUAACAAAGUCAAUAAUGAACAUGAGAUUCUAAAAAUUAUGAAAGACAAAGCAUUCAGGGUUCACAAAUCUCAGGAGACAGCAAUCAGCUGCAAUGAGAUUUUCAGUUUAGCACGGAAAAAUGAUGACCACAGUAAAACAGUGUUGACCAAAGGCAUUGCUGGCAUUGGAAAAACUGUAUCCGUUCAUAAGUUCAUUCUUGACUGGGCAGAGGGGGAGGCCAACCAGCACAUAGACUGCAUGUUCCUGCUUCCGUUCCGAGAGAUUAACUUAAUUAAAGAUUCAGAGUUCAGUCUUCAUGAAUUGUUGCUGGAAUUCCACCCUGAAUUGGAAGAAGUGAAGGAAGCCAAAACAUAUGAAAAUCUCAAGAUUGCAUUCAUUUUUGAUGGGUUUGAUGAAAGUCGACUUCCAUUGGAUUUCAGCAGCAGGAUGGUGACAAGUAUUCAUAAGAAAGCAUCUGUGGAUUUGUUGAUAACAAACCUCAUUAAGGGAAAUUUGCUUCAAACCUCCUUGAUCUGGAUAACCUCCCGACCAGCAGCAGCCCACCAAAUCCCUUCAGAGCAUGUGAGCAUGUUCAAAGAAGUACGAGGGUUCACUGAUAAUCAGAAGGUAGAAUACUUCCAGAAGAGAAUACCAGAUGAAUCUCAAGCCUCAAAAGUCAUCUCCCAAAUUAAGGUCUCUCGCAGCCUCUACAUCAUGUGCCACAUUCCUGUCUUCUGCUGGAUCACGGCUACUGUACUUCAGGACAUGCUGGCUCGAAAUCAAGGAGAGGACAUUCCCAGCACACUAACUGAAAUGUACACCCACUUCCUGCUUAUACAGAUGAACAUGAAGAACCAGAAGUAUGACAAGAAAGUUGAGCGUGACCUGAUGAAACUUAUGGAAUCAAACAAAGAACUGAUCCUGAAGUUAGCCAAGCUGGCAUUUGAACAGCUGAAAAAGGAAAACAUUAUGUUUUAUGAAAGUGACCUGAGGGAGUGUGGUAUUGAUGUCACGGAAGACUCUGAAUAUACUGGAAUGUGUGCUGAGAUCUUCAAACAGGAGUCUAUUCUUCACGAGAAAAAGGUUUACUGCUUCAUAUAUUUGAGUCUUCAAGAGUUCCUUGCUGCUCUCCAUGUGUUCUACUCUUACCUGAACAAGAGCAUGGAUGAUUUGCAGUUUUUCUUUGAUGAUGAACUUCCUGCUAAUAUUCAGUUGGAUCUCUUACUGAAGAAGGCAAUUAACAAAGCCAUAGAGAGUGAGAAAGGUCAUUUAGAUCUUUUUCUGCGUUUUCUGCUGGGCAUCUCACAUGAGUCCAAUCAGAAUCUCCUGGUAGGUCUGUUGCCACACACAGAGAACACCAAAAAGAGCAUUGGUAAAGUAACACAGCACAUCCGGCAAAUGCAAAACAAGGGCCCAGAUCUGUCACCUGAGAAAUCCAUCAAUCACUUGUUCUGCUUGGUUGAACUAAAAGACAGCUCUCUAUACAACCAGAUAAAGAAACAUCUGAGUGCAGAGGCAUUUCCAGGCAAAAGUCUCUCCUUAUCCAACUGCUCAGCUCUGGCCUACAUGCUCUUAAUGUCUGAAGAAGUGCUGGAUGAACUCAAUCCAAAGAAAUAUAACACAUCAAAUGCAGCUUGCAGGAGACUGAUCCCAGCUGUGAGAUGCUGCAAAAAAGCUUUGUUUGCUGGCUGUGAACUUACUGAGAGUUGCUGUGAAUGUGUAUCUGCAGCUCUGCAAUCAGAAAACUGCCCCCUGAGAGAGCUGGACCUGAGUGAUAACUACACACUUGAAACAGCAGCAAAGCUGCUUUCUGAUGGAAUCAAGAGCUCAUACUGUAACCUAGAGAUACUGAGGUUAGUCAGAUGUAAUUUUGCCCAUAACAGCUGUGCAGAACUGGUCUCUGCCCUCAGCUCAAUUUCAUCCUCGGUGAAAGAGCUGGACCUCAGUAACAAUGACCUGCAAGAUUCAGGAGUGAAUCAACUCCUUCUCGGACUAGGAAAUUCAUACUGUAAACUACAAAUUCUGAGGCUGGGCUGGUGUAACCUCACUGAGAAGAGCUGUGAGUUCCUCUCCUCAUUUCUCAACUCUAGCACCGAGUCACAUCUAAAACAGCUGGACCUGAGUGACAAUGACUUGCAGAACAUGGGAAUAAAACUGCUCUCGGCUGGAUUGGAGCAUCCAAAGUGUAGCCUGGAGAUACUGAGAAUGUCUGGGUGUAUGAUCACAGAGGAAGGAUGUUCUUUUCUAGCCUCAGCUCUGAAUUCUACCCCCUCUCACCUGAAGGAGCUGGAUCUCAGCUAUAAUCACCCAGGAGAGUCAGGCGAGAAGCUGGUGUCUGCUAGAGUGGAGGACCCACACUAUAAACUUUUAUUAAGAAUGGACCCAAAAGGUGAACAAUUUAUCAAACCAGGGGUCAAAAAGUAUGCCUGUAGGCUCACACUGGAUCCAAACACUGCACACAAACAACUCUGUCUAUCUGAGGAUAACAGGAAAGUGACACAUGUGGACGAGUACCAAGAUUAUUCAGAUCUUCCAGAGAGGUUUGAAGUAUUUCCGCAAGUGCUGUGUGAGGAGGGUCUGUCCGAUCGCUGUUAUUGGGAGGUCGAGUUCAAAGAUUCAAGCCCUGAAAUAGGCGUGACCUAUCAUGAAAUACUACGGAAAGAAGAUGACAUUUCUUUACAUGAGGCUUCGGCUCAGCUUGGACUGAAUGACGUGUCUUGGAGUCUAGGCUACAGUACAACUGGCUACCAUGCCCGUCAUGAUUCAGAGUACACAGACAUACGUGCUUCUGUCUCAAGGUCAGGCAGAAUAGGCGUGUUUCUGGACUGGCCGGCUGGUGUCCUGUCUUUCUAUAGCAUCUCUUCUGAUACUCAAACACUGUCCCACCUACACACGUUCCAAACUACCUUUAAGAAGCCUCUGUAUCCAGGCUUCUGUGUGGAAAUCGGCUCAUUAAGUUUAUGCCAGAUGGAUUAA
This is a messenger RNA of Pygocentrus nattereri (red-bellied piranha), 3423 nucleotides long. Its product is annotated as NACHT, LRR and PYD domains-containing protein 3-like. Gene Ontology annotation, molecular function: protein binding. Bases 1 to 3423 code for a protein of 1140 amino acids. NCBI's taxonomy places the organism in Eukaryota, Metazoa, Chordata, Actinopteri, Characiformes, Serrasalmidae. The transcript has 9 exons. The record is from RefSeq and is a predicted model, not a curated record.